UUUGCAGAAACAUAGCAAAACCCCAGAUUUUUUUUUCUCACAACAAGACCCAAACUUCGAACUCAACGAGAACAUAUAACCAAAAAAGGCAAAGAGAGAGAAAUAUAUUCACGAAAUUGCUUACCUUUUGUUUUACUCCGCAGUUUCUUCUUUUAAAUAUUUGAGACAGCAUUUUCCUCUGUCUUUUUCUCUUUGUGAUUUUCCCUUCCUCUGGUUUUGGUUUUUCCCGAGAAAAUCAAGCUAGAAAAUAGGGGAUCGAGUAGCACGAGAGAAGCUAAACCCAACCAAGAAGAAAGCUCUGAGCAAAAGGUUCAAUUUUUAUAUUUCUUUCUUUCAAAACUGCUUCCUUUUAUUCGCUGAGAACUCAGUGAGAAGUCAUUCUUUCUUCUCCUUCAAAUCUCAGCGUAAUUUUCUUUACCAGACGUUUCCUUCUGAAGAAAAAUGGCUGAGUCGACCAAAGUAAGGCUAGUUCGUUGCCCAAAGUGCGAGAAUCUCUUAUCAGAGCCUGAAGAUUCCCCAUUUUUUCAGUGCGGUGGCUGCUUCACUGUUCUUCGUGCCAAAAUCAAGGAGCGUCAAGUAGAUUCGGUUUCAGAAAAGUCUGUGGAAGAUAGAGCCAAACCAGUUUCAGUUAGCUCUAGUAGUUCCCCAGAAAAAGCAAUUGUGGAUUCUAGUGAAACAUCAUCCGACUCUGAUGUUCCAUCAAUUUCUGCUUCUUUGAGACACCAGCAAAAUAUUCCAGUUGCUGUUGAGACUGAUCCUUGUUCAAAGCCUAAAGCUUUUGAUGCCGGUAACAGCUCUAUACUGGGGGAUAAAGAUGACCCGAAAUCUCAAUCGGGGAGACAAGAAUCGGGUUUGGAUCGGUUUAGGAAAAGAACAACCAAGAGAUGCGAUUCUGAUGGUGCCAUCAACAGAUUAUCCACUUCAAAGUAUCCUUGUGAUGAAGGCACUUCUUCUUCUACUACUAACUACUUCCCAAGUUCACUCCAUGAGUUCCAGAAACAUUUAAAAGAUCAGAACGAUGAUGCGAUAGAGCAUGACCGAGCUGGACUUCUGAGACAGUUGGAUAAGCUCAAAGAACAGCUUGUUCAGUCUUGCAAUGUGGCUUCUGACAAACCUAAAGAACAGCUUCCUAGUUCUUCGUCUUCCACGGGGUUGAAUAACAGGCCGCCUCCAAUGCGGUUUCACAGUUCGGGAAAUCACGCCGUUGCAGGAGGUCCAUCUUAUUACCAUCAACAUCCUGAACUGCAAUUUCCUUACACCAACAACAACAGCAGCAACGACCAUAGUCUGAUGCAUCCUUCUUAUGGAGAGCCUCACAGGUUCCAGAUGCACGGAAGAGGUCCUCCUCCUCUGCAACCAUCUCAUCCGUACUUCUCGGGACAGUAUGUUGGUAACCAUAUCAACGGUCAUGAUCUCUUUGACGCAUACCCGCAGCAAAACGGCCAUUUUCAUCACUCAUCUUGCUCUUGUUACCACUGUUAUGAUAACAAAUACUGGCGAGGUUCAGCACCGGUGAUCCUCCCUGAUGCACCCUAUAACGCAGGUUUUUAUCCUCAUGAUAGCGUUAUGGGUUUUGCUCCACCGCAUAACCCUCGAACCUACGGCUCUCGUGGUCUAUCGCCUCAUGGAAGAUGGCCUAGUAACUUCAGUGAGGCACAAAUGGAGGCUCUUUCACGGGUUCGUCCUCCUAAAGUUGUGUUAUCAGGUGGAUCUCGACACAUCCGCCCUUUGGCAGGUGGUGCUCCUUUUAUAACCUGUCAAAACUGCCUUGAGCUUCUGCAAUUGCCCAAGAAACCAGAAGCUGGAGCGAAGAAACAGCAGAAAGUGAGGUGUGGAGCAUGCUCGUGUCUUAUAGAUUUAUCUGUUGUCAACGACAAAUUCGUUGUCUCUACAAACACAGCUUCUUCAACGAGACAAGGAGGAGCUCGUGUAGCUGCUGAUUACACUUCUGAUGACUAUGAUCUUCUUGGUUACGUGUUUCAUUCCUUGGAUGAUGAACCAAGAGAUUUUUCAACUGCUCCGGGAGUGAUGUCAGACAAGUCUCAAGAAAUGCAAAAUGUUGAUUCUCACUCCGCUAGCCUUUCCGAGGACGAGCUAAGCUCAGACAGUCUAACGGCUAAACCACUUGCUCAAGCUCAAGACUCGCCUAUAAAAGAAAACUUUGUGAAUUACUCUUCGAUCAAUCAAGACCGGUCUGGAGCGGGUAGCCGUAGCUCGCGUUCAGAACAAGACAGGGUCACAUUGAGUAAGACAAUGAGACAGAACUCCAUGAAAGAGGUGUCGCUUGCAAGUGAGAUGGAAGUUUCCUUCAAUGACUACUCCCAUCACAACAGUGGAAUAUCAAAAGAUCAUCAGCAGCAAAGAUCCAAGAAGAACGGAUUCGCUAGCAUCGUGAAGAAAAGCUUCAAGGAUCUGACAAAAUCUAUUCAGAACGAGGAAGGGAACAAAAGCAACGUUACGAUAAAUGGGCAUCCUUUAACGGAACGCCAGCUGAGAAAAGCAGAGAAGCAAGCCGGAGCUAUUCAGCCAGGGAACUACUGGUAUGAUUACAGAGCUGGAUUCUGGGGAGUAAUGGGAGGUCCAGGUCUAGGAAUAUUACCGCCAUUCAUAGAAGAGUUGAAUUACGCGAUGCCAGAGAAGUGCGCAGGUGGAACCACGGGAGUGUUUGUGAACGGAAGAGAGCUUCACCGUAAAGAUUUGGAGUUGCUUGCGGGGAGAGGUCUUCCUCCAGACAGAGAUAGAUCCUACAUUGUCGACAUUACAGGUAGAGUCAUCGAUGAAGAUACCGGUGAAGAACUCGAUUGCCUCGGGAAACUCGCCCCGACGAUUGAGAAGUUGAAGCGUGGGUUUGGGAUGAGACUUCCAAAGAGAGCUGCAUGAAGGAAGAUCUGGAGAGAGAGAGAUGUUGUUAUCCCCACCGAAUCAUUCUAGUAUAGUAU
Eutrema salsugineum is the source of this 2939-nucleotide messenger RNA. RefSeq names its product protein ENHANCED DISEASE RESISTANCE 4. The record is from RefSeq and is a predicted model, not a curated record. The transcript is spliced from 5 exons. Gene Ontology annotation, biological process: regulation of defense response to fungus. NCBI's taxonomy places the organism in Eukaryota, Viridiplantae, Streptophyta, Magnoliopsida, Brassicales, Brassicaceae. Bases 442 to 2880 code for a protein of 812 amino acids.